Messenger RNA from Zerene cesonia (dogface butterfly), 3003 nucleotides. RefSeq names its product DNA helicase MCM8-like. Gene Ontology annotation, biological process: DNA replication. Gene Ontology annotation, molecular function: single-stranded DNA helicase activity; single-stranded DNA binding; ATP binding. The record is from RefSeq and is a predicted model, not a curated record. The coding region runs from base 175 to 2517 and encodes 780 amino acids. Lineage: Eukaryota; Metazoa; Arthropoda; Insecta; Lepidoptera; Pieridae. Gene Ontology annotation, cellular component: MCM complex; nucleus. The transcript has 15 exons.
AUAUAAAACUUUUGUGCGGGAAAAACUAAAAAAAUAUUAUGUCCUAAAAAGUAAACGCUAAACAGUAGUUAGUAUCAGUUAAAAGAAAUUGAAACUUGAAAUGAAGAGACUGGAUUGUAAUAACUACUAACUUAAAAUUUUCCAAUUUUAUAACGAUAUUUAGUAUUUACUAAAAUGAGACGAAAUUGGCGAGGACGGUAUAAAAAUAACUGGAAUCGAAGAAACAAUGCACGAAACUCUACAGACACCAGCAGUGUUAAUAAUUCUACAUCUUCAAUUCCUAUAUCUAAUAAUUCUAGUUCAGUUAGAGCUCCAGCAAAUCGGUUACCUAUUGUAGUGCCAAUAAAUUCAGGAACAAAUGUAUGGAAAUUAUAUUUUCCUACAGAAGAACAGCCAAGUGCAGAAGUUGCACCUCAUAUACAAUGCUUUAAAAACUUUAUUAAUAAAAAUAGAACAAUUUUUGAUUUGGAAAAAAUUGACCAAACCAGAAGUGUUCCUUUGGAUAUACAGAGUUUGCUAAAUGAUGAAGACUUUAACAACCGUUGGUCUUCAUUUCAAACAGAUUUAUUUGAAAAACCAGAAAUGACAUUACAUUUGUUGGAGUUUUGUUUACAUGAGAGUCUUAAAUGUGAAUCUAGCAUAAAAGUUAGAGUUUUUAAUCAUCAACCAGUAAUACCUAUCAGUAAUUUAAAGGUCAAUUAUUUUGGCAAACUUGUAACAAUAAAAGGAACUGUUAUAAGAGUAGGUAGUGUUGGCCUGAUCUGCACAUCAAUGGCUUUUGAGUGUAGCAGCUGUCAUAGUAUACAAGCUGUAAUGCAACCGCAGGGGGUGUUUACUGCACCAAAUUUUUGCCACAACUGCAAAAGCGGUCACAAGUUUGAACCUCUGCAGUCAUCGCCAUUUACAAAUACAACUGAUUGGCAAGUUGCUAAGAUACAAGAAAUACAGUCACAGAGUUUAUCCGGCACAAUUCCAAGAAGUGUUGAAAUAGAUCUUCAAGGUGAUCUUGUUGGUACAGCUUGCCCGGGCGACGUCCUUUCUGUUACAGGCAUUGUACAGGUCCGAGGUGAAAGCAAAGGUGGUGAGGAUGGCAAAAGAGCUGCACGACUGCUACAACUGUAUGUUGAAGCAGUAUCUAUUCACAGUCAAAGGAAUUUGAGCAAUCCGACUCUUACUUUUACUUUGAAGGAUUAUUAUGCCAUACAGGAAAUCCAUGCAUCAGAAGAUGUAUUCAGGCUUCUAGUACAUUCUCUAUGUCCAACUAUAUUUGGACAUGAACCUGUCAAAGCCGGUCUGAUACUCGGCUUAUUUGGUGGUACAGAACAAGAGAAUGGCUCAAGAAGUAAUCCACAUGUGUUGGUUGUGGGGGACCCUGGCUUGGGGAAGUCUCAAUUGUUACAAGCCGCCGCACAUGCAGCCCCUAGAGGUGUAUACGUGUGUGGAGCGUCAGCAUCAGGCGGUGGUCUAACUGUAGCCCUCGGCCGAGAAGCCGGCGGGGACUUCGCCCUCGAGGCAGGUGCUUUGGUCCUCGCUGAUAAUGGCGUGUGUUGCAUUGAUGAAUUGGAUAAGAUGUCGAGCCACCACAGUAGUUUAUUAGAAGCGAUGGAGCAGCGACGUGUGAGCGUCGCAAAAGGGGGGGUAGUUUGCAGUCUGCCCGCGCGGGCCACUGUACUGGCUGCUGCUAAUCCUGCUGCGGGGAGUUAUAAUAGAGCUAAAACAGUGUCAGAAAAUUUAAAAUUGAAUUCAGCACUACUCUCCAGAUUCGAUUUGGUGUUUAUACUUCUGGAUCAACCUGAUGAGAAAACAGAUGCUAUGUUAUCGGAGCAUGUAUUGGCGUUACAUUCGGGUCCAAAAGGAAAGAAAAGAACUAUUACAAAUUUUGAUGCUUUCAACACAAGUUCUACUCAGAAUAAUAGUAGUAUGUCUUUAAGUCAAAGACUUCGAUUAAAGCCAGGUGAGGUAAUAGACACACUGCCUAUGGUGUUACUGCGGAAAUACAUUGCGUACGCGAGAAGAUACGUACAUCCGAAGUUAAGUACUGCAGCGGCGAACGCCUUACAGAAUUUCUACUUGGAGCUACGUCACAAUCAUCAAAGUACAGUAAGCGAUGGCACACCAAUCACAACCAGACAAUUGGAAGCUUGUAUUCGGCUCACUCAGGCUCGAGCGCGUGUUGAAUUAAGAGAAGAAGCGACAGAUGAAGAUGCUAAUGAUGUUAUUUGUUUAGUUAAACAUAGUUUAGUUGAUACAUUCAGCGAUGAAUUCGGAAAUAUUGAAUUAUCGAGAUCGAUCAAUGGAUCUGGAGUUAGUUCUAGGAAUAAGGUCAAAAAGUUCUUAGACGCGUUAACAAGAAGAGCCCAUCAAAUGAAUAAAGAUAUAUUCACAAGACAAGAGUUAAUACAAAUUCAUAAAGCAGCCGGUGUGGCCGGAGAUCCUAAUGAUCUUAUAGAAGCUAUGCACAUUCAUUCAUAUUUAUUACUCAAGGGGUCUAAUACAUACCAAUUAGUUGCAAUAUAAUUCAUUUUUGCAAUUUUUUUUUAUUAUUGUUGUUUAAAACUCCACUAUCGUCUUUGACAUAAUUGCAUAUAAAGAAAAAUGUCUGCAGCUAUAGUAAAUUUUGAUACUUGUUUUUCGUUACAAUUCAUUAAUAUUAAGCACGGGUUUUUGUUUUCAUAAUAACUAAUAAUUAUAUUAAUAAUCCAAUAAUGUACAUGAAAUUUCCGAAAGUGUUUUAAGCAGAAUGAAACAACAAAAUAUACUUAAUUACCUAUUUUAUUAAAAUUGUAAAUACUGGUAAAAAUGUGAUGAUUUAUCGUUAAAGUAAAAGUAUAAAUAUACAGCAAUUUAUUAUUUUAGAGCACCUCUAGUCAGGAUAACAUGUGACAAAAAAUAAUUAUUAAAAUUACAGGAUAAUCUUGUCAUUUUUCAAAUAGAUAUUACAAACUAUUAUUUUAAAUAGAAUAGUAAUUAUUAUCACGAAAUAGCGAAUUUUACAUACCUAUA